GGCAGUCCCCGGCUACCAUGAGAUAGAGCUUCCAUGCUGGGCCCCCUCCGCAGCCACUCUCACAGACAGAAUCAGACAAUACUUCCUUGGAGGGUCACACCAACUACUGCAAACUGAUAUUAUCAAUAUUGGCUUAGAUAGAUUGAAAUUAAAAACUGAAUCAAGAGGCACUGUAAAACUGCAUGUUGAUAUAGUAUUAAGGAACUUCAGCCAGUUUGGGGUAGAAUAUAAGUAAAAAUGAUUAAGGUUCUGUCAUAUCUUGCCUUUACUAUGCUCUCCCUUCUGAUCCAGUUUGGUGUGAUGGAUUACAUUCAGGCUAAAAUUGAUAAAAAUGCGCCACACAAAGAUCUCAAUUUAACUAGUCCAAACCAUAGAUUCAGUGAUAUUUUAAAAGCAUACAGUAACAAAAGCCACGCACUUUAUUACCAAACAAAUCUUGCAAAAUUUACUGAUGCAAAGGUUAAGAUAAAGUCGUCUUCCCCUGUUUAUAUGAAUGUGACAUUGGCAUCUCCUGCUGAUGGCGAUGUUUUAACCACUACUGGAGCAUAUGACAUUCUACUGUUUGAUGAUAACACAACUGCCACUGAGGUCUCGUCCACAUCAGAGUCUUCAUUUUACACAACAACUGAUUUUGAAAACAUCACUGAACUAUCCAUAUUUAAUAAUAAAAAUAAUGAAACAGCAAAGCCUAUUGAAGCUCCUAAAAAGAGGUUGAGGGAAGAAGAUUGCUAUUGCGACUUACUGUACCAAGUAUGUGACAUCAACUGUUGCUGUGAUGGAGAUUGUUUGGAAACAGAUCACAAAAUGUUUGAUUGCAUGGAAAAGGGAAAAAAUCUUUCACAUGAUGUAAAUUUCUGCCCAUUUCAGGGGCAUUCAAUAUUUUAUACAGAUAAUUUAUUUUGUGUAGCCCACGCAAAUCUCCCAGAAAAACGAAAAAUCACCUACGAAGAGGUAAGCAUUUAUUCUAUACAAACUUAAAAAUAAUCUUAACAUAAAAAGUACCUAUACAGUUAUUAUUAAUUUCAGAAUAAUGUGGAUCUUGCCAAAAUGACGGAGGAUGCUUUAAAGUGGCAUUCCACUGCUGGGACAGACCCACCUACUCCAACCUUUAGCAUGAGUCAAUAUUCGUAUGGUGACCCAAUAU
This is a messenger RNA of Plutella xylostella (diamondback moth), 1144 nucleotides long. RefSeq names its product B9 domain-containing protein 2. Gene Ontology annotation, biological process: cilium assembly. The record is from RefSeq and is a predicted model, not a curated record. Lineage: Eukaryota; Metazoa; Arthropoda; Insecta; Lepidoptera; Plutellidae. Gene Ontology annotation, cellular component: MKS complex; ciliary transition zone.